AUCUGCCUUCAUCCUGUUUAGUGUGUGUGUGUGUGUGUGUGUGUGUGUGUGUUUGUGUGAGGGGGUGAAAAAAAAGGGGGCAGGCUCUUCAUGAGAAACAGAAAGUGUGUGGACCACACAGAGUCUACACCGUUCAUUCCACCUCUUUUACACACGUUCAGCGGUCUUAUUGAAUCGAUUUUUUUUUUUCCUGAGCUCACGGAACCACAAGAGAAGGCAUGGCCCACCAACAGCAGUUUGUCGUCCAGCAGCAGCCGGCCCAGGUGGUGACGGUGAUGACACAAGCACAAAGCCCCGGGACGUGGAGCACCGGCAUGUGUGAUUGCUGCAGUGAUAUGGGCACCUGCUGCUGCGGUCUUUUCUGCUUCCCCUGCAUGCAGUGUCAGACGGCCUCUGACUACGGCUGGUGCUGCUGCAUGCCGUUGCUGGACUUCUGCUGCGUGGUGUCCUGCAUCCUCCGCGGGAACAUCAGAGAGCGUCACGGCAUCCCUGGCUCGUGCUGCGACGACUGCUGCAAGAUCUAUUGGUGUUACCCGUGCGUCUGGUGCCAGAUGAACCGCGAGCUGAAGAUCAGGAAGAACCAGCCACACGGCGCCUCAGUGGUCACCACUCAGGUCAUCAGGGGUUAGGAGGCAACCCUUUGUGGCAUAUGACAUGAUUACCAAAUAUAGUUUAUAGUCUGUAGUCCAUAUAGUCGACUACUAGUACAUUUCUAUUGGUGUUAUACUUACAAAAAUAUACAAGGAAAGAUUUAUUCUCAUUGUACUGUGAUCAGUAUAAGGUUGAAGGAAAUAUGUGGUAAACAUGCCAAACUUUCCACAGUUAUGACUGACAGUCUUUACAUUUUAUAGUUGUUCUCUGUCCUCAGUGUAUAGAUUUGCUUUCCAAAGGCUUAGUUUCACUUGUUAAAGCCAGUUGUUUUGAGCAGAUUUUAACACGUUUGAUUUUAUAAUACAGUGUAACAUCAGGUCAACUUUUUGUCCGAUCUUUGAUUCACUCUUUCAAAUAAAAUGUUGACAUUUCAGUCAACAAACUAGUCUCAAAA
This is a messenger RNA of Acanthopagrus latus (yellowfin seabream), 1045 nucleotides long. RefSeq names its product plac8 onzin related protein 1 (gene ponzr1). Lineage: Eukaryota; Metazoa; Chordata; Actinopteri; Spariformes; Sparidae. The coding region runs from base 219 to 629 and encodes 136 amino acids. The transcript is spliced from 4 exons. The record is from RefSeq and is a predicted model, not a curated record.